UACUAUUAUCACGUUACGAUACGCUACGCGAACAGCUGUUAUAACCUGUUAUAGUUGGGUCGCGGUGAAACAUAAUUUUUACCUAGGAAAGUUCAUUAAAUUUGACAAUAUGCAGGAGCAAGAUAUCCCAAUCGACAUUAAUACUGGGAAAUUGUUAGACUGGCUGCUUAAUCGAAGGCAUUGCAAAAAAGACUGGCAUACGAAUGUUUUGAGUAUUAGAGAGAAAAUUAAUAAUGCAAUACAAGAUAUGCCUGCUCAUGAUGGCAUUGCCACAUUGUUAUCUGGAGCUUACAUAAAUUAUUUUUACUGUGUCAAAAUUGUGGAAAUUUUGAAAGAAACGGAAGCAGACACGAAAAAUUUAUUUGGGCGUUACGGUUCUCAGAGAAUGAAAGACUGGCAAGAGAUUUUACGAUUAUAUGAGAAAGAUAAUGUGUAUCUUGCGGAAGCUGCACAAAUGCUUAUGAGAAAUGUUAAUUAUGAGGUCCCUAGUAUAAAGAAACAAAUACAGAAGUUAGAGCAAUCGAUAACUGAUCUAGAGAAAAAGGAAGCAGAGUAUAAAAAAUCAGAGAAUAUUGCACGUUCAGAGUAUAAUACGUCGUGCAAACAAUUAGGUAUAACUGGUUAUAAUACAUUCAGACGCGAGUUAAUAGAGAAAGUCAAAGAACUUCCAGAAAUUUACCACAAAAUAGCGGAGAAGACAAAAAGUCUGGAUAAAGUAGUAGAGUUUUACAGUGCAUUUGUCGAAUUUACUUUUGGCCAGCAGUACGAUGGCAACUGCGUACCGAUGAUUAAAUAUGUGAUAGAAAAAGGAAAUACAACAACGUUUGAAUAUAUUUAUGGAGAAGCACCAGUAUCGAUAACUGAACCGCCAUUAAACAUCAAAGUGGAUGAAGAUGAGAAUAAUGAGAAAGCUGAUAUUACUAUGGACGCUAAUACCGUUGACUUUGGCAACUUGGACCUGAAUGGAGAAAUUGACUUUGGUGAAGAAGUCAGUUUGGACGCAGGAGGUGAUAUCGAUUGGGGUGACGCUGCGGAGCAAUCUGCAGGAGAAGAAAUAGAUUAUAAUAUUUCCUGGGAGGAAUCGGGUAUAGUUGUGGAAGCGGCAGGUCAAGAAGGUGGGAUGGCUGUUGGGACAGAAGCGUAUACAAUAUUAGAUAAUCCCACGACGAGAUCCGAAUUUAUUAAUCAGCUGUUCGAGCUGCAAGCAUUUAUGAAGUUACGUUUGUACGAGUUCAAAGGAAAUGACAGGAACAAUCUCCUGAGCUUCAGCCAGAUGCAGGAUGCCUCUCCUAUUCUGCAACUUUCUACCACGGAAACUACUCAAAGUAUGCUGGAUAAUGUUCAAAUUGUCCUGUCUGAAAUAUUACACAACGAUGUCCAACAUUUGCACAACAUCAAACAUUAUUCAAGGUACGUAGAUGUAGUGGCUGUCUCUUUAAAGCAGAAGUUAAACCUGAUCGAUAGAAUGGUAAAGCAACAAAAAUCCGUCCAGCAACAGCAAGAGGAUGCGCGGAAUCAAAUCGAGAAAUUACGUCCGUUAUUAAAACUCGUUAUACAACGCACCAAGGAACUGCAAGUAGAGAUCGAGCAAGACAUUUCCAAGAGAUACAAGAACAGAAUAGUACAUUUGACCGGAGGUAUAAAUACAUUGUAAUACAAAUACAUUGUAAAUGUCGGACAAUGAAAUUGUUGCAUUGAAAUAAUUUGUAAAUAAAUUCUAUGUUAAAAUAUACAAAAAAAUGAAAUACUUUGCUACACUGUACAAAAUAUACGAUAUGAUUUUUUACUCUUA
Molecule: messenger RNA, 1792 nt
Organism: Linepithema humile (Argentine ant)
Lineage: Eukaryota; Metazoa; Arthropoda; Insecta; Hymenoptera; Formicidae
Product: CDK5 regulatory subunit-associated protein 3
Biological process (GO): regulation of cyclin-dependent protein serine/threonine kinase activity; regulation of mitotic cell cycle
Cellular component (GO): endomembrane system
Source: RefSeq, a predicted model, not a curated record